ACCACUGUUUUUAUCAUGUGGAAUUGUGUCCUCCCAGGAUGUUUUAUGGUCCUGGUGGACCUUAUGCUCUAUUUGCUGGAAAGGAUGCCAGCAGGGCUUUAGCAAAGAUGUCUUUUGAAGAGAAAGAUUUGACUGGGGAUAUUUCUGGACUUGGCCCAUUUGAGCUUGAUGCUUUACAAGAUUGGGAAUAUAAGUUCAUGACCAAGUAUGUAAAGGUUGGAACUGUCAAAAGUGAACUUCCUGUAACUGAAUCAGAGUCCACCGCAGAACCAUCAGAAACUACUUCCCGUGAUAUUGAUACUGCUUCUAAGCCCAAUGAAGAUGGCAAAUCAGAAAUUGGUGCUGUUAAAAGUGAAGAAACCCCUUCAAACAUUGAUGCAGAAAAAGAGAACAUUGAUCCAGGAAAAGAAGAGUGAUGUCUGAGUUGUCCCACAAUGCCCAUGACGAAAUGGAGAGAGAGAAAAAUCUGCAUUGUAAAGACUGAGCAAAUGUAACUCAAGCUUUUUCGAAGAUGAAUGUAGGUCAUCUCCUCUGAUUCUCCCUUUAUUUGAAUAUUCGGUGUUAUAAUAAUCAACUGUGGGUAAAUUUUUCAAAUUUCAUAGUAUGUACGUGUUAUAUUAGACUGGUAAGCUUUAUUGAAUAAUAUUUUUCUUUGA
Vigna umbellata (rice bean) is the source of this 656-nucleotide messenger RNA. The record is from RefSeq and is a predicted model, not a curated record. NCBI's taxonomy places the organism in Eukaryota, Viridiplantae, Streptophyta, Magnoliopsida, Fabales, Fabaceae.